GUGUAAAACGUCAUGCAAAUAUUUCAAAAUAUUAAUUUGGCCCAUAACCUUGCAAUCUGUUGUCAGAUAGAAAAUAUAAAAUACUUAAAUUAUUGUUAAAUUGCGAGGCAAUGACUGAAGUGGAUGUGUUUAUCAGCAACUACACUCUUGUGGAUCCCGAAAUAUUCCAGCUUUGGAUAGAAGGCCAUACAGCUACGGAAGCUGUGGCAAUUCUGGACAAAAAGGGCCUGGGCAAGCAGACAGGUGCCUCCCUUGAGCUGAUAGCAAGCGACGUAUUAGACCACUACCGCACUUACUCUUUGCUGGAAAAACUCCUGAUCAAUCCCAACAAACUACAAGAACAACUGGCUUUCCAAAUCGAGCCACGAACGCGUCAGAUGCUAAUAGAAAAGUACUAUGAGUUUGAUGAUGAUGUUGUUAGGGAGCUGUUGGGGAAGAAACUCAGUUCGAAAAACCGCAAAGACUUAGAUGAGGUGUCGGAGAAAACUGGAAAGCCUCUAAAGUCAUGCAGGAGGCAGUUUGAUAACAUUAAAAGAGUCUACAAGAUGGUGGAGGAGAUUCCAGGCUCUAUAAUGGAGAAUAUAAAGAGCUCGUUCUACGUAUCGGAUGAUUUAGCCAGGAAAUAUGCCAGCAUAGUGUUUCUAGCGGCUAUUCGGUUUGAAACUUCAAAAAAAAAACUGAACACCAUGACUUUUCCGGCUUGGAAGCGAUGUUGCGAGGCAAUAAUGGUGCAAUGGACUUACAAACUCACUGGGCCUGAGUAUUACGACACUGAAAUGGACAAAGAGUUCUUGUUGGAACUGCGGGAACUGAAAGUUUUGCUGGAUAGAGAAAAGGAACACAAACAGUUGGUUUGCAUCACACUCAAGCCCAUGCUGCUCCAGAAAAGCUACUUGGAACUGGAUGCGAAUUUCAGGAAAUAUACUGGAGCCAUAAUCACGCUGGCUGCAACCCUUCAUCGGUCCAGAGACAUGAAAAAUUUAUUCGUGGAGUUUUCGCUUAUUUUGGACUUGUUCAGGACGGGCAAUUGGACUUCACAUGAUUUGCAGCAGUUUUUCAACGCCUAUAGCUCGUGUGCGGGGGAACUGGAUGUGCUCAGCGCCACACUGACGACAUGGUUUACGAAAAAUCCCACUAAAUAAGGUCAAUUUUGCACUAUUGGUUAUCAUCGAAGUUGAUCUGUCCCAUCCAUAUUAGCCACUUCAUCUGUUCACAAUGCCCGUUCUGAGUCCACAUAGAAGUUCCUCGUCAGGACUGUCGGGCUCCUAUCGGCCCACA
Messenger RNA from Dendroctonus ponderosae (mountain pine beetle), 1278 nucleotides. RefSeq names its product acidic fibroblast growth factor intracellular-binding protein (gene Fibp). The transcript has 6 exons. Gene Ontology annotation, cellular component: nucleus. Lineage: Eukaryota; Metazoa; Arthropoda; Insecta; Coleoptera; Curculionidae. The record is from RefSeq and is a predicted model, not a curated record. Bases 111 to 1142 code for a protein of 343 amino acids.